AUGUGUCCCCAUACAAGCUCUCAGUUCAUGGUUUCACCGCUCGCCGACAUCUCUCGUCCCUGCAUGCAGCUCCAUACGAUCGUACAAGUUGGAUUAAUGAGCAUCUGCUUCGUGAAAUUUAUUUCCAAGAAGUACAGGCACUUGUUCAAGAAGUUACGGGAUUGCUUCGAAAUGAAGUAUACAACGAAAGCUUCACAAACAGAAAAAAAGGACAAAACCAAGACAAAGUUUACAUACCUGAACUAUUUCCAUCUAUUAUUGGAAUUUCGACGACAGAUGGUAGAUGUCUUGCCCCGAAGGUGCGUCUUGAAUUUUCCCCAAAGGGUGCAAGGUACAACAUUUGAAAGUACCAUUGCAGACGUUGCUUCGGCGGCCGAGCAAGUAAACAAACAGGAGAACCGGUUGCAUGAAUCCGGCGUGCGGAGGGAUGAUCGCAAAGGCUUUUAUCGAGGGAAGCAGAAGGGCGAUGAUGGGAUACCUCGAUUUGCGCUUUUCUCUAUAUGGCGGCCCCUGGAAACAGUCCAUCGUGACCCUUUGACUUUAUCAUCCUGUUGUGCUUUCUUUCCUGAAUCUGAAUAUGGGCCGGCAGGUCAGAUUGAGCCCAUGGAUCACCUUAUUCAUGCUCAUCUGUCGCGGAUAAUUGAUACCAACGCCCCUAACUUGAACGUCGCCAACGAACAACAGGUUCGGGAUGUUACAUUCCACGAGGAUAAUGGAACAUACCAAUCGCAUGGCUAUCUAGCUUAUGGACCACGGGAUGAGGAACAAAAGGCAUAUGAACUGGCACUUCAUUUCAGAGCAACAAACUUCUGA
This is a messenger RNA of Penicillium canescens, 813 nucleotides long. RefSeq lists its product as uncharacterized. Bases 1 to 813 code for a protein of 270 amino acids. The record is from RefSeq and is a predicted model, not a curated record. NCBI's taxonomy places the organism in Eukaryota, Fungi, Ascomycota, Eurotiomycetes, Eurotiales, Aspergillaceae. The transcript has 2 exons.